Messenger RNA from Sus scrofa (pig), 9337 nucleotides. It is a transcript of the gene PRMT6, whose product is annotated as protein arginine methyltransferase 6. Gene Ontology annotation, molecular function: histone methyltransferase activity; protein-arginine N-methyltransferase activity. The record is from RefSeq and is a predicted model, not a curated record. Lineage: Eukaryota; Metazoa; Chordata; Mammalia; Artiodactyla; Suidae. Gene Ontology annotation, biological process: chromatin remodeling; peptidyl-arginine methylation, to asymmetrical-dimethyl arginine.
UUCAGAAACUCAAGGGUGAUUACGGCAAGCUGUGCUAUAUUAAGAUCUUUGGCUCAGAUAAGAGUAUACAGAUUGCUCAAAACUUUGUUUCUGAUCUUAUUGUUCUGGUCAUCUCCUCAUGCCAUAAGCCAUGCUCAGAGUUCCCAAGACAUAGACUAUUUGAAGAUUUUUUUUAUUUCGCAAUAUUUAUCAAGCUUCAGUGGGAAUAAACCCUUGGUCUCUUUAUUCAGAGAGCUAUAUUCUUCAGCUGAAAGCAUUAUUUUACAGAUGUAAUUGAAAUCCCAAGUCAGUUGAUUUUGAAUCAGUCAAAACAGAGAUUAUCCGGGGGAGGUAAGGAUAUUAUUUGGAAUAGGACCCUCCCUAAGAUAAGAAAGCUUCUUCUUUUGGCCUUGAAGAAGUAAGCUGUAUGUCUUCAGAGAGCGUGGGAAACAACCAUGUGGCAAGGAACUGCCAGCAGCCUCGCGGAUCUGAAAUAGCUCCAAGUGACCAUCAGGAAAGGAGGGAAACCUCACUCCUACAACUGCAAGGAACUGCAAUCACAUGCUUGGAAGAUCCAGAAAGGAAUGUAGCCAGGCUGACACUGUGAUUGCAGCCUGGCAGAGGACCCAGUGAAGCAGUGCCUGAACUCCUGACCCACAGACACUAUGAGAUGUACCAAAAAAAAAAAAAGUCCCAUCAUGACUCAGGGGAAAGGAAUAUGAUUAGCAUCCAUGAGGACACAGGUUCCAUCCCUGACCUCACUCAGUGGGUUAAGGACCUGGUGUUGCCAUGAGCUGUGGUGUAGGUCACAGAUGAGGCUUGGAUCUGGUGUUGCUAUGGUUGUGGCAUAGGCUGGCAGCUACAGCUCAGAUUCAACCCCUAGCCUGGGAAUCUCCACAUGCCACAAGUGGGGCUUUGAAAAAAAAAUUAAUAAUAAGGUUGCUUUUUAAGCUGAUAGAUUUGUAGUGACUUGUUCUACGGCAAUAGAAAAAAAUAAUAGACCUUGCAUUCCAUAAUUUUUGCAUGGCCUCACACGGGCCCUGUUAGUCUUCAGAUCGUCUAGUGCAGUGGUUCUCAAAUUUCAGUGUUCCUUGAAAUCAACUAAAGGACUGUUAGAACAAAGACUGCGGAACCCCAACCUUAGAGAUUCUUUUAUUUAUUUAUUUACUUAAAUUUUUUACAGUCGCACCUAUGGCAUAUGGAAAUUUCCGGGCUAGGGUAAAAUUGGAGCUACAGAGGCUGUGCUUGGUAACACCAGAUCCAAGCCGCAUCUGCGACCUAUGCUUAUGGCAAUACAAGAUGAGUAACCCACUGAGCUAGGCCAGGGAUGGAACCCAUAUCCUCACUAUGUUGGGUUCUUAACCCACUGAGCCACAACGGGAACUCCAGAAAUUCUAAUUCAGUAGUUACAGAGUGAGGUCCACAAUUGUGUGACUCUAACAACAUCCGAGGUGACGCCAGCACUUUUGGUCUAGAAACCCUGCUUGGAGCAUCCCAGGCCUCCCAUGACUAUGCUACUUCUAUGCACUUUGCAUGUCCUGAGUAGCAAAAUAACAUGAGAACAUAAGCAUCUGGUUGAAGCAAAUGGUUGGCUUCCUUUCAUAUUAGAGGAAUUUGUAAAAGAAAAAGAGAGAGGAAGAUCUUACUAAAUAAUGUUCAUUAACCUUAACGCCUGAUUUUCGUUAAAGUGUCUGAUACUUAUUACUCCUGGGGCAGGUGAGCAAAUGCUUAUUUCCAGAGAUGCACUAAUACAUUACUUUUCUCAUAUGAUAAUUUACAUUCCUGUUUCUCUGUAGUAAUUUCAAGAGUGGGCUGAUUCAUAGCCGAAAUUGUUAGAAUGCCAUAAACCAAUAUUUACACUUGAAAUUGUUAAAAGGCCAUAUUCGAUACACUAAGAGGGCUCAAUAAAUUUAAAGUGAACUGCUAAUUAUGGAUUAAGUUCAUAAUAUCCCUGUUGUCACUACCUAAACAAUUUAAUACACACAUUUUUUAAAAGAAUUACAACUACUCAUAAUAAUAUCAUCAGGGAGCCCCGAAUGUGCUAUUCAUCUGUUCUAGUAUUAAGUUUCAUAGCUGGACCAAUACACCAUGGAUCUAAAAGACACUAUACACAUCAAGAAACAUAGACUUUUUACGUUUGAUGUUCCAACUUGUUUAAAUGUAAAAAUCACCACCUUUUGUCUUCAUUUUCUAUAAAGGACUUUUUUCUUUCUUUUUUUAUUUUGACAGAAGUUCCUCUUUCUAUGCUAGCAGCUUCCAGGUAACUGUGGCAUGGGAAGAACUACAUCAUUUAAUGAUCAGUCAUAACAGAGAGAUAUUUAUAACAUUUUUCAUGUCAUUGCUCCUGUGCCCUUCCCAACACACACUCUGAGAAUUGUAAUUAAUUCUUGAAAUCCUAAAGGAACUACCUUCAAUUCUUAUACUGGGCUUUAAAAUACAUUUUUAAACAACAGACCUCCAAAUUAAAGAGGAAAAGAUAUUAGAAAUAAGUAUCUGUGGGAAGAAAUCACAUAGAAUCCAAGAUAAAAUAAUACAGGAAAGAAAGUUGAGAGUUAAAAGUGGUAUUAUUGGAGUUCCUAUGACAGCUCAGUGGUAACAAAACCGACCAGGAUCCAUGAGGAUGCAGGUUCGAUCCCUGGCCUUGCUCAUUGGGUUAAACAUCCAAUGUUGCCAUGAGCUGCAGUGUAGGUCGCAGAUGCGGCUUGGAUCCCUAGUUGCUGUGGCUGUGGUGCAGGCCUACACAGCUCCAAUUCGACCCCUCACCUGGAAGUUCCAUAUGGCCUGGGUGCGGCCAUUAAAAAGAAAAAAAAAAAAAAGUGGCAUAAUAAUGUAGCACCCAUGCCAUAUGGAAGUUCCCAGGCCAGGGAUCUAAUCCAAGCCACAGCCGUGACCUAAACCAUAGUUGUGGUAAUGCUGGAUCCUUAACCAGCUGUGCCACAGCAGGAACUCCAUAUUAUACAAUUUUAAUACAUAUUUGCUUAUACAUAUUUGUAUUCUACUAUUUGCUUAAGUAAGAAAGAAAGAAAAAUAGAUACUAUAACAUUAACACAAAAGUAUAAGCUCCUUGGAGUAAGGAUUUUUGUCUUUGUUUAUUGACUGAUCCUCUGUUUCUCAAAUACUUAGUGUAGAGUAGAAGUCCAGAAUGUUUGUUGAAUGAAUGAAUGGUUGGAUAAGUGCAUGAAUGUGUGUGAUGCAAAAACUAACCAUGGUUCUUCCAGUCAUGCAAAACACAUAUGUUAUCCUGUGUGUAUUCAAGCCUGCCAAUCUGGAAUAUGGAAAUGGUUCAGAUUCUAGCACAAUGUGCUAAAAUCUCAAUAUUAAAGUGAAAAAAAAAUCUAGGUGUUGAAACAUCCAUCGUUUGGCAUAGAAAAGCCACCUAUCUAAAUAGCUCUGGUACAAUGGGAUAAGCAAAAAAAGAGUCACAUAUAAGGAGCGCAGGGCCCGAGACCGGUUGAAAAAGCUACUAAAAAAUGGUAACAUCUAAAAAAUAAAUAAAUAAAAAAUGAUAACAUCUAAGCACUAUCCAAAAAGAUGAGUGAGAGGACAAAGGAGUACCACAUCCAAAGCCAAGGUACAAAAAUGUCAAAGUUCACAGUGCUUUUAGAGAAUAGUAAGUUGUGGAUUUCAAACUUUUAACUGUAACCUGUAGCAAGAAAUACACAUAUAGUACAUUUAACUGAAACAAAACACAUAUAGUACAUUUAACUGAAACAAGUUUCAUGAAAUAAUACUCACCUUUACUCAUUCGAUGUACCUGGAUUUUUUUUUAUUUUUUAUUAUUAAUAUUAUUAUUAUUGGUAAUGUUGGUGAAGCCAUAUUAAAUCAGUUUCAAGAUCCAUUUGUUUGAAAAACAUUGGGUUUGCACAUUUAAUAGAUGUGGCGAGUAAGCCACUGACAGGAAAAUACAAAGAACGCUCCUCCAGCACAGCUCCAAUUCUUCUCCCAUCCAGGUGUUUUGCUGCUGAGCUGCAAUGUUAAGGGAAAGACUAUGAUAUGGUCCCUUUUUUUACUUAAAACAACUUAGUGUGGUAGAAAAGGGUAAAGGAAUCUCUGUAUGUAUCAAGCCAGAGGGCAGGAAGGGAGAGUGCCACAGGUCAUUUUGUCUCUAAUCUAGGCAUAAUAUUUUGCCCUUACCAUUAUUCUAUCUAAAAAGGUUAAGAGAGUUUGGAAAUGAAAUCAUUUCUCAUCUGGGAGCAUCCUAAAUUAGAUCUAUAUCUGAAUUUAUCUCAGAGUUCAAAAGAGUCAAAUUGCCAUACUGAACUACAAAAAGCAAAACUCUCAUCUUCUUCUCCAAAUGAUCAUUUGUUUCCACAACAGCCUUCACUGAAGGCUAUUAAACACUCUGUACAUGCCAGGUUCUGUUCUGGUGCUAGGAACUACAAUAGUGGGGAAACAAAAGUCCAGAUCUAUUUUACAGAAAACAAAUAGACAAGUAAAUUAAACACAUCCAGCUAAUCAUAAAGGAUAUGAAGGAAAUAAACAGUGUCUUGGGUUAGAAAGUAGUAUUUAAAGUAGCCAGAGGACAACUUUCUUAGGAGGUAAUAUUUAAGUUGAGACCUGACAGACAACAAGGAGCCACUGAAGUGAAGGACUAAGAAAAAUAGUUUUCGGGACCCUAGAAGAGCACAAGUGAAGACCUAAGACAGGAGAAGGGUGUGUUAUUCAAGACCAGUAUAUUUUGAGCCCAAUGAGGAACUGGGGAGAGGAGCAUGAGAUAAGAUGGAAAGUUACUGCAACUUAUGGGACUGUUUCAGUCACUGGAAUAAGAACUUGAAGAUUGAUAUGACAUGAUCUAAUUUAGAUUUUUAAAAGCUCAUUCGUAUAGCUCUGUGGAGAACAGGGUAUGGCUAGAAGCUGAGAGAUCUUUUAAAAAACUGAUUUCCACACAAGCAAAGAUGGAAAAAUUAAGACUUGGGUGUAGGUAGUGGAGGAGAAAAGAAGAUGGACUCAUUUACUUUGAAAGCUUUAUUCAUAAUUUUCUUAAAUGAGACCACGAAUAAGUGAACUGGGAAAUUAGGUAGAGGAGUGAAUGCAUUUGAAAGAGGAAGGAAAAGAUUUUGAGGAGGAAAAGGAUGGGAGAAGUAGACACUAAGUAACAGCCAGAAGUAAUAUAUUAGUCAACAUUUCCAACUCUAAUUCCAUGUCCUGCUCUGGGCCUCUAUUUUCUUAAAAGGAAGACAGUAAACUGGGCAGAGAGGAAAUGGUCUGAGGAUUUUUAGCCUUAAGUAGUUGAGGACAGGCCACUAGGAAAAAAAAAAAAAAAAAAAAACCCGAUAACUUACCCAAUGAAAAUAAUGAAGCCAAAUUUUUAACUAAGAUCAUUUCCCUGAGAAACAGUUUUCCCUCGGCUGCACAAAUUCCCUGGGUAGCUUUUAAAAUUAUAUGCACAGGCUCCACUGGCUUGGUUCUGAUUUAAUUAGUUUGAGGUGGGACACAGGCAUUGGUAUUUUUGAAAAGCUCCACAGAGGAUUCUAAUGAGCAGCCAGGGUUGAGAGCCCAGAGUUAGAAGGAUAGCUGAAGAUGUCAGGUCAAUAAGCCUAUUUCAUUCAAUGACAGAUGAACCCAGAGAAUGGAGUGAAGAAUUUUCCCCCUGAGAAGGAAUACAGACCCACUGGUUACACAGACAUAGUUUGAGACUACAACAAAACAAAAGUCAAGUUUCUGCAGGUUUUUUUUUUUUUUUAAGAUGGGAAAAAUUUUUCUCACCUUACUACGUGAAGAACACAGAUACCCAUGUAAGCAUCACCUGUAUUUUAAACUGUAUUGUAUUUCCACUAUGAACAACCAAGAGGGACGAGAUUAACACCUGACAGUUGACUGAAAGGAAAUGGAAAAGGAAGAGGGGAGGACUAAUUUUGUCCAAAAGGAGACGCACAGGAAAAAGUGAGUUGCAGCAGAAAGACGAUCACAAGGGAUGAAGGACUCCAUUACUUGAUUAUCACAAUACACCUAGCAGUGAGCUUCACUGCAGCCUUUCAACUGCUCCUUAGCCUAAACCUUUCCAGUAUUUAACUCUCGAAUGAGCCACAGAAUUACCAGAGCAGGACGAAGCGCCAAGCAACUAUUGUCCAGUAAUAGAGACGAGAAACUUAAUUUUUCAACUGCUUUGAAGAUUCUUUGUUGCUGGUGGGUGAAAGGGUAAUUAAUGAAAGGCAAGAGUAGUUCUAUAAUUUGCCCUAAUCGUUCCAUUAAUUUGUGGUCUCACUGGAAUCCGAACCAGGGUUUUACAGUGAGGUUUUUACUCUGUUUGUUCCAUUUACACCCUCUUUGCAUUCUAGAAACUCCACUGAAAACCGAGAAGAAAAACAUGUAGGGCAAUUCCUAAAUCUCUACGUUUGGAGAGCUUUUGGAACUGCGACUGUCUGGGUGAGGCGGUAACGUGUGAACGGUGCCGCCCAAAUAACUCUGUGUAAUAAAAAAUCUGGGAGUUGAGCAGACAUGACAAAACAUGGAUUUUUAGGUUUAAGUGGGCGUGUCCACUUCGGGAAGUGAAUGAAAGAAAAGACAAUCGAGGCUCUAAGGGAAGGAGGAGGAAUGUACAGAAUCACAGAAAGUGGGCGCAGGGGAUGAGAGAGGGUCUCCAGGACGCCAAAGACGCAAGUAAAAUAGUAGAGUGCACCUCGGAGGCAGCGGGCGGGAACUCGCCGGCACUGCGGGUAGCAGUGGGCAGAGCGCGCGCGUACUACAAGUACCAGAAGCCCUUGCUCCCCGGAGCCCGCGCCGCGUCGCGCAACGCCUGCCGGGAGCCGGCCGGAGCCUCCAAGAUGUCGCAGCCCAAGAAAAGAAAGCUUGAGUCGGGGGGCGGCGGCGAAGGAGGGGAGGGAACUGAAGAGGAAGAUGGCGGAGAGCAGGAGGCGGCUCUGCCGCGACCCCGGAGGACUAGGCGGGAGCGGGACCAGCUAUACUACGAGUGCUACUCGGACGUGUCGGUCCACGAGGAGAUGAUUGCCGACCGCGUCCGCACCGAUGCCUACCGCCUGGGCAUCCUGCGGAACUGGGCAGCGCUGCGGGGCAAGACCGUGCUGGACGUGGGCGCGGGCACCGGCAUUCUCAGCAUCUUCUGUGCCCAGGCCGGGGCCCGACGCGUGUACGCGGUGGAGGCCAGCGACAUCUGGCAACAGGCCCGGGAGGUGGUGCGGCUCAACGGGCUGGAGGACCGCGUACAUGUUCUGCCGGGACCGGUGGAGACGGUGGAGUUGCCUGAGCAGGUGGAUGCCAUCGUGAGCGAGUGGAUGGGCUACGGACUCCUGCACGAGUCUAUGCUGAGCUCUGUGCUCCACGCGCGGACCAAGUGGCUGAAGGAGGGCGGUCUUCUUCUGCCGGCUUCCGCCGAGCUCUUCGUGGCGCCCAUUUGCGACCAGAUGCUGGAGUUGCGUCUAAGCUUCUGGAGCCAGAUGAAGCAGCUCUACGGGGUGGACAUGAGCUGCCUGGAGAGCUUCGCCACGCGCUGCCUCAUGGGCCACUCAGAAAUCGUGGUGCAAGGCCUGUCUGGCGAGGAUGUGCUGGCCCGGCCGCAGUGCUUUGCUCAGUUGGACCUGGCCCGCGCGGGUCUGGAGCAGGAGCUGGAGGCAGGGGUGGGCGGGCGCUUCCGCUUCAGCAGCUACGGCUCGGCUCACAUGCACGGCUUUGCCAUCUGGUUCCAGGUGACCUUCCCCAGUGGGGACUUGGAGAAACCCCUGGUGCUGUCCACCUCGCCUUUUCACCCGGUCACGCACUGGAAGCAGGCACUCCUCUACCUGAACGAGCCCGUGCAAGUGGAGCAAGAUACGGACGUUUCCGGAGAGAUUACGCUCCUGCCCUCCCAGGACAACCACCGUCACCUGCGCGUGCUGCUGCGCUACAAAGUGGGCGACCAGGAGGAAAAGACCAAAGACUUUGCCAUGGAGGACUGAGCGUGGCCUUUUCUCCCAGCUACCUUCCGAGGCGGCCAGACCUGCUCGGUAGAGGCGGAGGGGGGUCGGAGGAGAAAGGCAGAUCUCUCCUGCAAGUACUUGUUUGACAGUGUCAGCAUGGCUUAUCUGACGAGCAAUGUAUGAUCCUGGAACCAGAUGAUCCAAAGGAAGCCCAAGCCCUUUGAAGUGAGGAUACUUCCAGAAGGAUGAGUUUGUGAGAUGCACCAGCAUCCAGGCACUGUCCAAGCUCCGUUUGAACUGAUCCUGAUCCUUUAGGGCCAUCUGGGCCACAGGAAGGAACUAACAGCCCUAAGGAGAGAAAAACAUGGUGAAGUUCUACCUGCUUUAUUCAAACGGCUUUAUUUAGCACUGUGGAACUUUCCAAAUGUUUCCAUUAACUCACUGGAAAACGGACAUUUUAUUGAGGAUACAAUACAUCACAAGCACUUAGGAUACAAACCAAUAAAACAUAGUUUCUCCCUCCAAAUAGCUGUGUUCACAGGACCAACCAGAAAGUGAAAUAAAUAAACAAUAAUGGGCAAAAGACCGGUGGUGUAGGUGGGGGGGGGGGGCAGGUAAUUAUCUUCCCUUUACCUAGAAGGAAGAGGGUUACACAGAUUGUAAUGGAUUUGCCUAAGGUUACAGAGCUAGUUAUUGACAACUGAACACAGGUCUUUCAAUUCCUAACCCCAAAUAACCCCUUAGUUUAAGGAAGUUUCCUUGGAGAUCUGUCUCAUAGGCAUCAUAUAGCCACCUUCAAUAUAUACGGUCUUCAGGCUGACAGAUAUUAGGCACUCAUGAAGCUUUCCCUGUUCCCAUUUUCCUAACAGCUAAUCAAAUGUGGCACUUUGUGAGGCCCCCAAGAAACUGAAUCCUCAACACAGCAGAGGUAGACAAACUGCCAUUCUGCUUGCUGCCAGGUAAGAGCAGAGAAACAGUCGACCUGGUGGUUAUUCACGUACUGAUGUAAUAAACACCAACAGUUAAGCUCUAUGUAAAAUAAUCAGAAAAUCCUACUCUCAAAAAACUGGAGUACAGUAGAGGGAUAGAAGUACCUACACCAAUAAUUUGCAUUCAUUCUUUAGCCUGGAAAGCUUUCAUUCCAACUAAAUCUUAGCCCUGCUGAAGCAAGGAUGAGAAGCCACCCUUCCUAACAAUUCCAUUCUUAAAAUUUUGCCCAAGUGCGAAAAUGUUCCUUAUCAUCACAUAGAUUGUGAACUCCUCAGAGAAAAACUUAUUUUACGGUGUUCUAAAAAUAAAUCUCUGUCCUUUAUAGAGCUUGUUUGUUUUAGCUAAUAGACACAAUGUAUUAGGUAGGUGACCCUUCUCACACUGGCUACUUAAGCCAAAUUUAUGGCUCAUUUAUGCUUUUUUGUUGUUGUUAGCUUUAUAUCUGGCUUCAUUGCCAUAACCCAAUUUUUCCUUGACUUAUCCCUCUCAUAAUAAAUACUAUUGUUUUGUUGGAA